UACAUCGUUUUCAUUCAACAACGAAACGCAGCCGUCAAAACACGAAAAAACAUGGCGGAGAAAAUAGCAGCUGUUACUGGCGCCAAUAAGGGAUUAGGGUUCUCAAUUGUCAAAGGAUUGUGCGAAAGAUUCAACGGUAUCGUGUAUUUAACGUCUAGAAACGAAAAAAGAGGAUUAGAAGCCGUGAAAAAAUUAAAUGUUCUUGGAUUUAAACCGCAAUUUUAUUUACUUGACGUAAGUGACAGAGACAGUAUUAAAAAAUUUGCAGAUUAUAUUAAAACGAAACACGGUGGUUUAGAUGUUCUUGUCAAUAAUGCAGCUAUAUUAGAGUUGGGGAAAGUAUAUCCAACAUAUGAAGAAGCUAAAAGGAAUAUUGACGUGAACUAUCGGAGCCUAUUAGUCAUCGAAGAGUUAUUAUAUCCCCUGCUAAGAGAUGGCGCUAGAGUCGUCAAUGUAUCAAGCGCGUGUGGACAUCUUUCAAAUUUAAAAAACAAAAAAUGGCUAGACGUUCUAAUGAAACAAGAUUUAAAGACGGAAGAAAUUAAUGAUUUCGUUAAUAAAUAUUUAGAGAGCGUGAAAAACGGAACGUUCAAGAAAGAAGAUUUCGUUGAUGAGGGAAAACAUGCGGAGCAUAGAAUUUCUAAAAUAGCCUUGACGGCUUUAACAAUGGUGCAACAAAGGAAAUAUAAUGACAGAAACAUUUCUAUAAAUGCUGUUCAUCCAGGCCAUAUGAAGACUGAUAUGGCUCAGGGAGGAGGAGAAACUGAUCCAGAUGAUGCUGCGGAAAUUGUUCUUUACCUUAUUCUAGAAGCUUCACCUAAUCUAAAAGGAGUAUUUAUGUGGCAUAAUAAGAAAUUAGUUGACUGGUAUGAUGUUGAUGGUGAUUAUUAUUACAAGCACAAGGAUGAAGUCCAAUGAUAAUAAUAAUAACUGGCAUUAUAUCAAUGAAUUUAAAUGUGUUAUACGUCCAACAUAUCUUUCAUACUUUCAUUAAUUAUUAAUAUUUUAGGUCGCAAUGUAUAAAAAUAUACAUACAUGGCUUUUUACCUUGUUUCCUGUUUAUUUGUUUGAAUCUUGUUAAUUUUAAUUUUCUAAUACAUUAAUGUAAUAAAUCUUAAUCAUUA
Messenger RNA from Nymphalis io (European peacock), 1124 nucleotides. Its product is annotated as carbonyl reductase [NADPH] 1-like. Bases 52 to 918 code for a protein of 288 amino acids. Gene Ontology annotation, molecular function: carbonyl reductase (NADPH) activity. The record is from RefSeq and is a predicted model, not a curated record. The transcript has 2 exons. NCBI's taxonomy places the organism in Eukaryota, Metazoa, Arthropoda, Insecta, Lepidoptera, Nymphalidae.